Molecule: messenger RNA, 1092 nt
Organism: Malaya genurostris
Lineage: Eukaryota; Metazoa; Arthropoda; Insecta; Diptera; Culicidae
Gene: Nacalpha
Product: nascent polypeptide-associated complex subunit alpha
Exons: 3
Coding region: 117-779 (220 amino acids)
Biological process (GO): protein targeting to membrane
Cellular component (GO): cytoplasm; nascent polypeptide-associated complex
Source: RefSeq, a predicted model, not a curated record
AUUUGAUCUAGAUCAGUUCAUCCAUUCUCUGUUUCCGGCAUUUUGUGCUAUCCUACCGCAUUUCGUUCUAUCUGAUUUGUAAAAAGUGGUGAAUCCGCUUUGAACCCAAAAUCAAAAUGCCAGAAUUGACCGAAAUUACGGAAAGCAAUGCCGCAAUUGCCGGAGCUUCUGCUGUUCCGAGCACUUCAGCGGACAACACAGAAGCAAAGUUGGAAGAUGCCCAAAGUGAUACCGAAUCCGAGGACACAAUACCAGAACUGGAAGAUGCAGGAGCUGCCUCCGUUCAACUUUCAUCAGGUGGAUUGCCAGAUUUAGUAUCCAAAGCGAAACAGUCACGAGGCGAGAAAAAAGCCCGUAAGAUCAUGUCCAAGUUGGGUCUGAAACCAGUGCAAGGUGUAAACCGAGUAACAAUUCGCAAAUCAAAGAAUAUCCUUUUUGUGAUAAACAACCCGGAUGUUUUCAAGAACCCCCACAGUGAUACCUAUAUCAUCUUCGGCGAGGCAAAAAUUGAAGAUCUUUCCCAACAAGCGCAGGUGGCAGCCGCCGAGAAGUUUAAGGCUCCGGAAGCUACUCCUGCCGCAGGUGAAGCUGCUGGCGCCACCACCUCUGUUGCACCUAUUGCCGAAGAAGACGAAGAAGAAGUGGACGACACAGGAUUCAACGAAAAGGAUAUUGAGCUGGUCAUGCAGAAUGCUGCCGUACCUCGCGCUAAAGCUAUUCGGGCGCUAAAAGAGAAUAAUUUCGACGUUGUAAAUGCUAUUAUGGAGCUAACGAUGUAAUGAUUCUCAUGCUGGCAAUGCGUUAGUGUCCCCCAGGAAUCCUGUUCGUUGUCCCUCUUCUUUUAUACAAAUACCUUCUAGCUACAAUAUACAGUUCUAGACACAAGAAACUUUUCUGAUAAAAUGUUCCAAAACGAUAAAAAUUCGACAGUCUCUAUUGCAAAAUAUAAACUUGCAACGUAUUAGGGAUAUAUAACACUGCUUAUGAAACCGCUACUAUUACUGCAACACAACACAACAUGCUACGUCUAAUGAAUGGGAAAACAAUCGGAAAAAACUCAAAAAAAAUAAUAAAAUGCAUAAAACUUGACAA